Oryzias latipes (Japanese medaka) is the source of this 686-nucleotide messenger RNA. Its product is annotated as nucleoside diphosphate kinase B. Gene Ontology annotation, biological process: CTP biosynthetic process; UTP biosynthetic process; GTP biosynthetic process. NCBI's taxonomy places the organism in Eukaryota, Metazoa, Chordata, Actinopteri, Beloniformes, Adrianichthyidae. The record is from RefSeq and is a predicted model, not a curated record. Gene Ontology annotation, molecular function: nucleoside diphosphate kinase activity.
CUUCAACUGAGCUCACAUCCCCUCCCCCCGAGGUCCAGCCUUUAAAUAGACCCCCCCUUCGACUCUAGGGCCUCGGUGUCGCAUCCCGCCGGAAAAUCCUCUUCACAAGUUCUCCUCCGACCCGAAGCCAAAGACAUGGAGCGUACCUUCAUCGCUGUGAAGCCCGACGGCGUCCAGAGAGGACUGUGUGGCGAGAUCAUCAAGCGUCUGGAGCAGAGAGGCUUCCACCUGGUCGCCGCUAAAUUCCUGCAGGCCUCUGAGGAUCACAUGAAGCAGCACUACCUGGACCUGAAGGACAUGCCCUUCUAUGGCGGACUCUGCAAAUACAUGUCCUCUGGACCCGUCUUUGCCAUGGUUUGGGAGGGUCAGAACAUCGUGAAGCUGGUCAGGAUGAUGCUGGGAGAGACCAACCCGGCCGACUCCAAGCCCGGCAGCAUCCGCGGCGACCUGUGCAUCAACAUCGGCAGGAACAUCAUCCACGGCAGCGACACCCUGGAGAACGCCAAGAAGGAGGUUGGCCUGUGGUUCAAACCUGAGGAGUUUGUCAACUAUACCUCCUGCUUCCAGCCCUACCUGUACGAGUAAAGAGCCAAUCAGGGAGCUGAGACAGCUGGAGCCCCUCCCACCUGUUCUUCAUCGAUCAAUCGGAGCAAACACUGAUCAAUAAAGUGUUCAAAACAUCGGUU